ACGCUGUGUGGGUAAUCAGGUGAAAGGUUAGGGGUCAUCUUACAUCCGGGACAUUGUGCGUCCUUACGAGAACAUCCAAGAUGGUGGUGGAAAACCUCGCAAUCGCUGACGAGUUCGAAGACGAUCCUCCAGAGGAGGAGGAAGAGGAAGAAGAAGAAGAGGAGGACCUGGAGGACCCAAUGGACACGAUCCGUGAGGACUGCCAGAACAGCCACCACUGUGCCGCGGUGAAGUCCCGGUUCAUGGAGUGUGAGGAUCGGGUGAACAGCGGGAACGGGGAGCCCGAGGAACACUGCACCGAGGAACUGCUCGACUUUCUACACUGUGCUGACCACUGUCUUGCAGAGACCUUAUGGAAGACUAUUGUAUAGAGAAGACAGCAGUGUAAAAAUUAGAGCUACAUCGACACUGGUUAUAGCAGCGGCAUUUUGGACAUGAAAUUGAAACAUGUUAAACUUUGAGAAAUUAUAGAGGGUUCGACUCAGCGAUGCUUAACCUGUUUGCUUCUUUGCAGCAUUUUCUGUCAGCUUGCUUAAGCAGCAGCUUUUUGUUUUCCCAGCAUUAAGUGCAGGGAGACAUAACCUUUUUCAGUUGUUUUGGAAUGAGCUUUCUCCAAAAUUGCCAUAAUACAUGUAGUGGACAUGAUUCCACAAACACCAUGUACAGUCAAACCUGCCUAAGAAAGCUACCCAGGGGACUGAGGUAAAGUGGUCUUCUUGGGCAGUUUGACCUGGAAAAGGUGGUUGUUAAUGUUAUAACCAGGAGGCUGUCUUGAAGAGAUGGUUGCUUGGGUACGGGUUUCUUGGGUACAUUGACUGUAUAUUCAUUUCUGCUUGUGCAGCCUGCUUUGCUUGUCUUGUAACCCCUGCUUUGCUUUCUUUUUUGCCUGCUCCC
Messenger RNA from Branchiostoma belcheri (Belcher's lancelet), 894 nucleotides. RefSeq names its product cytochrome b-c1 complex subunit 6, mitochondrial-like. Lineage: Eukaryota; Metazoa; Chordata; Leptocardii; Amphioxiformes; Branchiostomatidae. The transcript has 4 exons. Bases 81 to 371 code for a protein of 96 amino acids. The record is from RefSeq and is a predicted model, not a curated record. Gene Ontology annotation, biological process: mitochondrial electron transport, ubiquinol to cytochrome c.